AUGUCUGACGAAACAAUGUCCCCCGACGAGUCGUGCACCGUCGACACGUGCAGCCUCGAGUUCUCGUACUCGUCCUACCGGCCGACCUUCCUGGGCAACCUGGUGUACGCGAUCGUGUUCGCCAUCUGCCUCGUGGCGCAGCUGGUGUACGGGUUCAGGCACCGCACGUGGGGGUUCACGGCGGCCUUCUUCUGCGGGCUGCUGCUCGAGAUCCUGGGCUACGUCGGCCGCGUGCUCAUGUACUACAACCCCUUCAAGCAGGCCAACUUCAUGCUGUACCUCGUGCCCCUGACCAUCGCGCCCGCCUUCAUGAGCGCCGGCAUCUACCUGUGCCUGGCGCGCGUCGUCGUGCUCUAUGCCAGCGAGGGCGUCGACAUCAGCCGCCUCAAGCCCCGCACCUACACACUCAUCUUUGUGGCCUGCGACUUCAUCAGCUUGCUCCUCCAGGCCGCGGGCGGCGCCAUGGCGUCCAUGGCGGACACAAAAGCAUCAGAGGACGCCGGCAUCCAUAUCAUGGUUGCCGGCCUCGCGUUCCAGGUUGCCAGCAUGGCACUGUUCGUGGGCCUGGCUGCAGAGGUCGGCUUCCGCAUCGUCAAGUCGCACAAGACCAAGGUCAACGAGGUGACGGGGUCGACGCUGUUCAAGCGGUUCCUAAUUGCCGUCGUUGUCGCCACCGUGUGCAUCUUCAUCCGCUGCGUGUUCCGCGUCGCCGAGCUGAGCGAGGGCUUCAACGGCAAGCUCGCCAACCAGCAGGAGUCGUUCAUGGUCCUCGAAGGCCUCAUGAUGGCCCUCGCCGCCAUCGCCCUCGCUGUCUACAACCCCGGCCGCAGCUUCCAGGGCAAGUGGGCGGCCGUCAACUACUCCUUCUGGAGGAGCAGCACCUCCGCGUCAGAGUCUGAGGCCGAUGCCAAAGCCUAG
Lasiosphaeria miniovina is the source of this 918-nucleotide messenger RNA. Its product is annotated as RTA1 like protein-domain-containing protein. Lineage: Eukaryota; Fungi; Ascomycota; Sordariomycetes; Sordariales; Lasiosphaeriaceae. The record is from RefSeq and is a predicted model, not a curated record. Gene Ontology annotation, cellular component: fungal-type vacuole; plasma membrane. The transcript has 2 exons. The coding region runs from base 1 to 918 and encodes 305 amino acids.